UGGCUUCGUAUAUGGCAGCGCAGUCGAACACGAACACAAACGCAACCUGCAUGCUACGCAGCUUCGGGUCGUGCAUAGGGGGUUCCUGACGACCGGGUCAAACGCGUCGUCGCCAACUUCAUGAGCAACGGCCAAGAUUGCUUGUGCCUGAUAGUGACAGGAGGUGUACCUUUCCAAGUUCCCAUCAAUCCAACUCUCGCAAUCUCCCUUCCUAAAGCAUGCAACCAAUCUGGAGUCCCAUUGAAUGCAAAGCCACGGCUAGCCCUGUUCCAGCUCCAGCACCAAGGAAUUCAAACCCUGCUGCACCAAAUAGAUCACCUCCUCCUUCAAUUCCUCAAGGCUGAUAUAGCAGCCUCCACCCCCAAAUCGCGAAAACAUCACAGCACACCACACUUUGCGAUUUUUCUCCAAGCAUCGCCAAUCUCCGCGAAUUCGCCCUCCUCUCCGUCAUUUCGCCCUCCAUUCAUCAAUCGGUGCUAUUCUUCCCCAGAUUCAUAUAUUUUCUUCGGUGUUUGGAUUUUCUAGGAUUCAUACCGGACGCAUCCGAGUUGAAGGAAAUGUCUUUUAAGCAGACAAGCUUAUUGCGUCAAUUGAGGAUUGAGCUGAAUGAUGAGCACGAACACAACAUAUAUGCUCAGCGGGCUCGUAUCUACUGUCUGCUAUUACUUGGUGGUCUGAUGAUCCCGAAUGCCACCGGAAAUAAAAUUACGUUCUUCUACUUGCAAUUUUUCAUGGAUAUAGAACGGUGUUCUACCUAUAGCUGGGGUGGUGCGACGCUUGCUUGCUUGUACCACAAUUUGUGUGAAGCUGCCGUUGCUAAGAGGACGGGUGUCGGGGGAGCCUUAACUCUAUUACAGCUGUGGGCUUGGGAGAGAAUCCCAAAUAUUAGACCGAGGAUGCUAGAUCCCGUGCAUACAGACUAUCUACCAUGUGCAAGCGCGUAAGUUGUUCACUAAUUCAUUUUUUAAGCUUUAUGUUCAUCAGUCUUCGUGUUAUUCGCUCAUAAUUUAC
This is a messenger RNA of Salvia splendens (bonfire salvia), 1011 nucleotides long. RefSeq lists its product as uncharacterized. The record is from RefSeq and is a predicted model, not a curated record. The transcript is spliced from 5 exons. The coding region runs from base 121 to 525 and encodes 134 amino acids. Lineage: Eukaryota; Viridiplantae; Streptophyta; Magnoliopsida; Lamiales; Lamiaceae.